CAUUGAAAAUAAUUUGUAAACGAUUUCUUUAAAAUACGCUCAAUUCUUUUGAGUGACGAAAGUCGCAGACCAUGACCACGCCCCCUCAUCGUUGCCUGGCAACCUUCGUCCGCCAAGCCAAACAAUUUGCCGGUUCGGCGCGGAAGGACGACAGAGCCGGCUAGUGGAGGACAGCAUGAGCUCGGUGGCGUUGUCGGCCGUUCUGGACAAGCACAUUCGCCGCCUGUGUCUCGACCAGUUUCCCUGUGGUAAAGGCAGCUGGAGGAAGGACGGCGGCAGUGAGGCUGAGGCAGUGACGGAGGACACGGACGCGCUGCUGGACCUGUUAAACUGCCCGCACUCUCCGUGGCACCACGACGAGCCGUGGAGCCCGCAGGCCGCCGCCCUCCAGCGUGUGGCCGUGGUGGAGCCAGAGCGACUGGACGCCGACUUUGUGUGCAGCUACUUCAGGAAGCUGCGGAUUGUCGACAAGGACGUGUCUGUGGUCGACAACUACCUGCUGAAGUUCUGCAACUUGCAGGAACUUGUGCUCAGCGCCAACCGCAUCAGCGAAAUCUCGGCCGAGAACCUUCCCAGGACGCUUAAGGUGUUGGAGCUGCGUGCCAACCAGCUGUGCGCUCUGGGCCGCCUGGCCAUCUCUCCGCCCCCUCGCCUGCAGUACCUCGGGCUGGCCGCCAAUCGUCUGGGAUCCCAUCGAGACGUCACCCUGCUCACAGGAAAACAAUGGCCUGAGCUGGUGUGUCUGGACCUGAGCGAGUGCGACUUCAGAGAACAGCGCCCCCUGCUGAAGGCGCUGGGUACGCUGCCGUGUCUGCGGACCCUGGUGCUGGAGGGAAACCCAUUCACGCUGGCACCCUCGUACCCUGGCUUUGCCGUGAACGCCCUUCCCCGACUCUCCUACCUAGAUGCGGCGUGGAUCGCCCCCGAGGAGCGGCACCGCUACAGGGGAAUGGCCAACAUGAGCCACCUUCUGGUGGACUGGGCGUCAGCCACCGUGCGCGUGGGCGUGAUGCAGGGGGUCCCGGACCCGCAGGACGACGACCCUGACGCUCCGGAGUUCCCGGUGGUCAGCUACAGCUACGUCAUCUCGUACAUGUUCUUCAGUCACCAGACCACCGCCUACCAGGAAGUUGUGAUUGGUGGUCCGGCGAAGCGUCAGAGUCAGGACCAGGGUGCCGAGCCAACUCAGUCGCUUAACAAGAAGAGUGUAAAAGAGAUUGUGGUGGUCAACCUGGCAGACUGCGGCGAGGAUCAAACUUCCUCCUCCUGUGAGUCGCGAUACAACACGUCGUCUCAGCCGUGGGCCGACUGCGUUGACUAUGGCCACGUGCUGACGUUUGUCGUGCGAGACCUGAGCAGCUUCAAGAAGUUCCUCCAUCGAGGAUUUUUCAUUUUUAUCGAGCAGGAAAAGAUCCUGUCGUGGCCUGCGGAGGUCACAGACGAUUCCGGACAAGGUGCCACUGACAAGAAAGGGAAAAAACCCAAGACUACAAAAGACAAGCGAAAGAAAUCUGUGGUGGAGUUGGUGGCGGACCCGCCUGUGACCACGGUGGUGGCAUCCUCGCACGUGUCCCUGCGCGGCCUUCUCGGCGGAUAUCAGAAAGUGGACAUCCUUUGCGACUUUGGCUCAAUGCACAAAGAUCCUCCGGUGGAAGAAGCUUCCGUUACGGACGAGAACGUGAGCGUGGACAGCAAAUCCAAGGACGAUUCCAAGAAGAAAGGAAACCGUGCUGGAUUCAAGAAACCUGGCAAAGGGAUGCGGCGCGAGGAGAGCAACGCCGACACGCCGAGCCAUCCCGAGACGGUCACGGUGGAGCUGAGCGUGGAGCUGAAAAAGUGGCGCCACGCCUCCGAGGUGGCGCCGCUGGUGCCCGCCAACUCCUGAGGCAAGACGCACUCUGACUUUCAUUUUGACACACUUUUAUUUGUACAGAAAAGCCAAAGUAGAAAGAAGAAGCAAGGAAGUGCUUUCAAGUAUUCUGCCUGCAUGCGCCUCACCAAAAUUCAAUAAAAAAAGUAUUUUCAGGCAUAGAAAAGAAAUGCACUAUGGCUCCCAAAUUGUCACACCAUUGUAUCCUUCACAAAGAAUCAUUUGUGGGGAUUUAUAGUUCUUUAUCUCUAUAUACACACUGCUCACAACAAGUUUGGGAUAUGGUAAAACUUCUGUAUGAAUCAAGAUUGCACUCUAACUUCGGCAGCUGACCUUAAAUAGCUCUGUUCCUUUCAUUUCCGGGCUUCCAUUUUCAUUUCUGCCACCUCCGGUUCCUCCAAAUUAGGAUGUCUGUAAAGCUUAUAGCCACUUUUAAGCUGAGGCAAAAAUGUCGGCCUAUAUCCCGAGGUUUUUUUUUUUUUUUUGCCACGAGUGUGACAAGCUGUGCAAACAAGGAUGCCACGUUCUAGCCCUCAAGUCGCUUUUUUUGAACGAUGGACGGAAAACCCGAGGCGGGCCGCGUUUAGAAGGUUCGGUCGUCAUUGCAGUCGUGGCUCCAGUGGCCAAAGAGCUCGCAAAUGUCGCAGUAGGGCCGCUCGGCGCCCUUGCUGCCAUGGUAGGCGGUGUGCGGCGGAGUGUCGGGCGUUUGCGCCUGCGCCGGGCAGUCCUCCGUGUCAUGGCGGUCGAAGCAGUCGCAGAUGUCGCAGAAUAGUCGAGGAGGGGGCUUCUUCUUUUUCUUCUUCUUCUUCUUCUUGCUGCUCUCCUUGUCCUCCCUACACAAAGCAUUAGGGUACACUUUUAGUUUACAAUUGAGCACAAUCGAAUUUUCGCAACACAAUAUUUCUUUUCUUACAGUAGUCACAUAAUUGAUUCCUGCUAUUUUGUCAAAACACAGGAUUAAUACUAGAUGGUCAAUGAUUCCAUUUUUACUGACCCGUCGUCGUCGUCCAACUCACUGGCGUUGUUCCCGUUGAGCGCAGCGGCGGCCAGUUUCUCCAACUGGUCCUUGAGGUCCAAAUUGUUCUUCCGCAGGUCAACGAUGACCGAAUUCAAGAAGUCAAUCUGGCCCCCCCCCCCGAAACAUCAACAAGAAAUUAAUGACUACUCCAAAGACACGUACUGUAUGACUCGGGAUGGGCAUUUGCAGGAAUUGAUCUUAAAGGUGAAAGGUUCCGUUUGAUGUACCCACUUAAAAAUUCACACCUUGAAAUCUACUUUGUACAAUUGUAUAAAAAUCAAUUGUCUUACACAAAAAUAUUGUUUACAUAACAGCGACAACAUUGCUGCAAUUACUGUAUGUACUGUAAUUUCCAAAGAUGAAAUGCUUAUAUUUGUUUAUGCAUUGGGAAUGCAAUCUUGCACAUCUAAGAAAAAUGUUACAAAAAGGAUAUAAUUGUAAAAGUACAUCUCAAUGAUUGCAUGCCCAUCUCGAAGCAACUAUUUCUGUCAAGUGAGUGUGAACUCAAACAAAGGCAAAUGAGUGAUGACCACCCCAACACACUCGGAAUCCCCGUGAUGACUUCACUUAUAUUUAAAGGGGACAUAUUAUGGACAACCUAAACAAUGCCAAAACGGUAAGCAGAGCUGCAGUGCUAACGUUAGCAUUAGCUAGCAGCAGAUCUUAUGUUUGGUCAUGUGCCACAACCACUACACUAAUUGACAAGUGGAAUUUGGCAGUCACUCAGGAACAAUUUGGAAUUGUGUGGGCAAUAAAAAGCAUAACAGGUCUCCUUUAAGUGACACAUGCUCGCAUGCACGAGUGAAGCUGACGACAAGAACAAAAAAAAAACAUGAACAAACCGCUGCCUGAUGGUUCUGCAGCAUUGCAGACAGAGCACAGCAUUGGGGUGAACGGAGGAGAGGAAGAAAAUAGCAGGUUCAAAUUAGAAUACAAUACGCACACACAAAAUGGGACAGUAUGACAUUUUAGAGGUUGGGCGGACACAUCAUUAGGCACACCUGCGCAAUCUCUGGACAUCCAACCAUCCUCACAAAAUGAGCCUUGAUGAAGAUGAUGCUACAUUUUCAGGGGGAUAAAUAUUGGGGAAAAUUUAACUAUUUUCAUUCGUUUGGCGCUGCGCUGCGGUUGCGCAAUCGGACAAAAAUGCGCAAAUGAAAAAAAUGCUUUAAAAAGGCGUUUUUUUCUUUUCUUUUUUGCUUGGAACGGAUUUUUUCCCCCCAUUAUUUGUAAUGGGAAAACAUGAUUUGGAAUUCGAACGAUUCACUUCUCAAAUAGCCUUCUGGAACGGAUUGUGGUCGAAAACCAUGGCUCCACUG
Syngnathus typhle (broad-nosed pipefish) is the source of this 4207-nucleotide messenger RNA. RefSeq names its product leucine-rich repeat-containing protein 43-like. Bases 176 to 1885 code for a protein of 569 amino acids. Gene Ontology annotation, molecular function: protein binding; U2 snRNA binding. The transcript has 12 exons. Gene Ontology annotation, biological process: mRNA splicing, via spliceosome. The record is from RefSeq and is a predicted model, not a curated record. NCBI's taxonomy places the organism in Eukaryota, Metazoa, Chordata, Actinopteri, Syngnathiformes, Syngnathidae.